Morone saxatilis (striped sea-bass) is the source of this 2551-nucleotide messenger RNA. Its product is annotated as carbonic anhydrase-like. Gene Ontology annotation, molecular function: zinc ion binding; carbonate dehydratase activity. The record is from RefSeq and is a predicted model, not a curated record. NCBI's taxonomy places the organism in Eukaryota, Metazoa, Chordata, Actinopteri, Moronidae. Gene Ontology annotation, cellular component: plasma membrane.
AUGCAUCUCUUCUCCUUUCUGCUGUGCAUCAGUUUGGGAGCUUUGGUAAAAGGUGAAACUGGAAGUGACUGGUGCUAUACUGGCUGCAACACCACACCAGAAAAAUGGGCAGACCUUCCUGAGUCUUCCUGUGGAUCUGACAGGCAGUCUCCCAUUAGCAUAGUCACCAACCUAGUUGAGACUAACCAUUACCUGGAUAACUUUGCCUUCACCAACUUCGACAAUCAAUACAUCAACAAGUCCAUCAUAAACACUGGACAUACAGUGAAAAUCAAUUUGAUGGAAGAGGAAGUUGAAGUGACAGGAGGUGGACUCAGUGAAACAUAUUCUACAAUUCAGUUUCACUUUCACUGGAGCAGCGAAGAACAUAAUCAAGGUUCGGAGCACAUGAUUGAUGGGCACAGAUAUGCAAUGGAGAUGCACAUAGUCAGUCUGAAGAAAGGUCUUACUGUGGAGGAGGCUGUGCAGGACUCAGAAGGCAUUGCUGUUCUUGCGUUUUUUAUAAAUGCAACAGAAGAUGAUGAGAAUAUGUCGGGACCAUGGAGCAACCUUACAUCUUACCUGACAGACAUCACAGGUGCUGCGGUUGAUAUAAGUCAUCACUUCUCUAUCAACGACCUGAUUGGAAAUGUAAACCUCACAAAGUUCUACAGGUACAUGGGCUCCCUGACCACCCCCAACUGCAGUGAAGCAGUUGUGUGGACAGUCUUUAAAGAGCCAAUCAACGUCAGCAAAAAUCUGAUUAAAAAGUUUCCCAUGGACACAAAACUCACCAACAAUUAUCGUCCUACACAACAUCUUAAUGAACGUCGAGUGUUUGCCUCCCCUGCUACUACUUUAGCUCAGAGUCCUCCGUGGUGCUAUGAUGAGCACUGUAAUUACCAGCCGUCUAACUGGCACGUUCUGCCUUACUCCCACUGCGACGGCGAAAGCCAGUCACCCAUUAACAUUGAGACAAACACUGUGAUCGACAAGAAUCUUGGUGACUUCAGUUUUACAGGGUUUGAAAACAAAAAAGCCUUUGCGAAGAUCACUAACACAGGCCACACAGUGAAGUGUAUACUGCAGGACAAUGUGGUGGAGGUCUCAGAGGGAGGUUUGGGAUACGUCUACUCCACCAUACAGUUCCACUUCCAUUGGGGCUCACUGGACUCCAAUGGCUCAGAGCACACAGUGGAUUCACACAGAUACCCAAUGGAGAUGCACAUAGUGAACAAGAGGAAGGGUUUAACAGUGGAUGAGGCAGUGGAGAUUCCUGAUCUGGCAGUGCUGGGAUUCUUUAUUGAGGAAAUGUCAGGCAAUGAAACACAGCAGCCUGCAAGCUGGAACACUUUGACCUCCUACCUGGCCAACAUCACAAACAGUGGUGACUAUGUUUUAAUGGCACCUGGAAUUUCACUGGAUGACCUCCUGGUUGGGGUGGAUCGUACCAAAUAUUACCGCUAUCUUGGUUCCUUGACCACCCCCACUUGCGAUGAGGCUGUGGUUUGGACUGUGUUCAAGGAUUCGAUCAAAGUCAGCAAAGAUUUGAUUGACCUCUUCAGCACAACAGUACGCUUCCCCAACAGCUUGUCACCUUUGAUGACCAAUGUCUUCAGAAACGUCCAGCCAGCACAACCAGUCACAACACAGGCUGCCAGCAGUAGCGCUACCUCCAAAACCUGCUACUCCCUGGGGUUGAUGGCACUGAGCCUGGCUCUGGGGAGGAGUUGGGGCCAAUGAUGAUGAUGAGGGGGGGGAGGAAAAGUUAUUGUGGUGUUUUGGCGACUUAUGGUCCUGCUGGUAAACCUGUUAAUGAGCAUACACCCAUUUCACCAUUUAUCCCAUUUCCUAUGUGAUUUGUCUGACUUAAACCUCCAAAUUAUUAAAGUCAAAUCCAAGCAAAACUGAGCCCUAACACCACAAGACCUUUUGGUGCGUUCCAGUCUAGCUCUAUAUAUAUUUUUAAGUUAUUGUUCACAAACAUUAAAUGUGAUAAUGCCUAUGAUUGUCCAUAUUCCUCCAAUGGUAUAAAAAGCUAUAAAGAAUUUAUCAAUCUGAUUUUAAUCUGUUGCUCACUAAAUUUAUGUUAAACAUUGUGCACAAGAAUGAACAUGUUUAGCAGAAUGAAUGGUUUAGGCACAGCUAAUGACUGCGCUUGAGCUGUCAAAGGAAUGCACUUGCACUAAGUUUACUGGAUAGAUGACGUAAUGGUAACUUGGAAACUCUGCAAUGUAAUCUGAGCAAGAUAGUAUUUAGUUAAUGUGGGCAAGUAUCUGUCUAUAGAGUUAAAACUACCAAAACACCAAUAGUUGUUGACAGACGUAUGUAUCGCUACAUUGCCCAGAUGAACACUCACACUUAAAACUGUGCUGCUUCUUUAACUUGGUGUAAUGAAGGAUUGUUGCUGUGUCACUUGGUCGAUGAACACCAUUAUUUAUCAGAAUGCUGUACAAUAUAGAUUUUAUUUUUUUCCAUUUAGACCGGUGUUGCACUUCUUGCACAUGUAACAAAACGCUGACUUCUUGAUCUUUUGAUAUAUAUUUCUAAAUUAAAAGGAUUUGCUGUCAGU